Helianthus annuus (common sunflower) is the source of this 2378-nucleotide messenger RNA. RefSeq names its product patatin-like protein 6. Gene Ontology annotation, biological process: lipid metabolic process. The coding region runs from base 234 to 1607 and encodes 457 amino acids. NCBI's taxonomy places the organism in Eukaryota, Viridiplantae, Streptophyta, Magnoliopsida, Asterales, Asteraceae. The transcript is spliced from 3 exons. The record is from RefSeq and is a predicted model, not a curated record.
UCAUCGUCUCUUCAUUCUCUCGUUCUCGUAGUUAUAAAUACACAUUCUUCUUCACUCUGUUCAACUCAAAUUGUUAGGGUUUCGGUUUGUUUUUCACGAACACGAUCGAGAAUUUUCACUUCAGUGACUAAUUGCUUUGAAAUGAUAAGGGAUUUCAGUUUUGGCGGGAGAUUCGAGGUGCAGCGAGUGAAUGCAGUUUAAUCAAGAAAGCAAUAAUAAUAAGCGAACAAAUCAUGGAGUUUAAUCAAACAGAAACGCUGAACGAACCGAGCAUCGACACGGAUAAGCUCAGCUACGAGAUAUUCUCAAUUCUCGAGAGUAAGUUUUUAUUCGGUUACGACGAUCCUAAGCUCUGGAAACCUAAACAGGUUUCUCCAGAAGUUUCCGUCACCGUUACACCGACGCCGGUAACCGUAACGGAUGACACCGCCGUUCAAUCAAUGAAGAAUCAGAGAGGCAAAAUCUGUGUGUUAUCAAUCGACGGAGGAGGAAUGCGAAGCAUACUCGCCGGAAAAGCGUUAGCGUAUCUCGAAAAAGCGUUAAAGUCAAAAUCCGGCAAUCCAAACGCUACAAUCGCCGAUUAUUUCGACGUGGCAGCCGGCACCGGCGUCGGGGGCGUGUUCACGGCGAUGUUGUUCGGGACCGGUAGCGAUAACCGUCCGCUAUUCAAAGCGGAUGACACGUGGCAGUUUUUAGCAAAGCAAGGUAUGAAACUCUACCGUAAAAAAUCCGGUUCCGGUUUGGUUAAACGGAUCCUCGGAUCCAAUAAGUCCGAAACCGGAACUAGCGGUUUUGAAACGGCUAUGAAAGAUGCUUUCGUCGUCAACGGAACAAGUUUGACUUUGAGAAACACGUUGAAGCCGGUAUUAAUCCCGUGUUACGACCUCACCAGCUCGGCUCCGUUUUUAUUCUCUCGAGCCGAUGCUUUGGAGAGCAGCAGCUUUGACUUUCGGCUCUGGGAGGUAUGCCGUGCCACGUCCGCAACACCCGGUCUGUUCGAACCGGUUUCAAUGAAGUCGGUUGACGGAAAAACUCGGUGUGUGGCGGUUGACGGUGGUUUAGCGAUGAGUAACCCUACGGCAGCUGCAAUUACGCACGUGCUGCAUAACAAACAAGAGUUUCCGUUUGUUAGAGGAGUGGAGGAUAUUUUGGUAAUUUCACUUGGGACUGGUCAGGUUUUAGAAGGGAAUUAUGAUUAUAGCCGAGUGAGCCGGUGGACGGCUAAGGAGUGGGCUCGGCCCAUGGCUAGGAUUUCUGGUGAUAGCUCGGCUGACAUGGUGGACCAUGCUGUGGCUAUGGCGUUUGGUCAAGGACGGAGUAGUAAUUAUGUUCGUAUUCAGGCUAACGGAUCUAAUAUGGGUCGUUGCGGGGUCAACGUUGACUCUGACGGGAGCCCCGCAAACGUGAAGUUGCUCACGGGGAUAGCUGAUGAAAUGUUGAAACAGAAAAACGUAGAGUCGGUGCUUUUUGGUGGUAAGAGGAUUGCAGAGCAGACCAAUUUCGAGAAACUUGAUUGGUUUGCGGGAGAGCUUGUGUUGGAGCAUCAGAGGAGGAGUUGCAGGAUAGCUCCCACUGUUGCUUUUAAGCAACAAAACCCUAAACCCUAAAUCCUGAACUCGAAAUUCUCAAUUGUUUGUUGAUAAACCUUUUAAAGUACCAAUUUGCCUCUUCUAAAACAGUCAAACGUUUUUUCCUUACAGGUUAUCAGUUUGUUUGACUGUUAAAAACAUACUUAUGACUAUCUUAACUAGAAAAGUUUAUAUAUUUGUAGGAAUUUAGAAUCACACAUGCUACAUCAUCAAUGAUUUUUUUUUCUGUACAUGUCUGCAAUGGAGAUGUUACCACCCUCACCCCACCACACCCCUACCCCUACCCUAUCCCCUACCUCUACCCCCACCCCCAUCCCCUCCUACUUCAGAUAUUCCCAACCGACAUUCAUAUUACAAACAAUGACAUUUCUGAAAAGUUCCAGUGGGAAUAUGUGGUGAGAUUUUGGCUGGUGAUGCUCACUCCAGGGGCUUUUUUGUAAUUUUACUAAAGUAAGUUUGAAAAGUCGCCAUGAAUGGGUGGUCAAUCUUUGUGUGGGGAACGAAGACUUUUCUGUAAGCCGGGUUGAUAACAUCAAUUUCCUUUUUUGACCUUCAGUUUCUUAUUUUCCCUUUUGACUUCCGCCGACAAGUUCUUGGUUUAAUUGUUGAAUCAUUGGAGCAGGCGGAGGGUAUUUUGGUAAUUUUAAGUUUGUAAUGUGUAGUGUUUUUUUUUUUCUUUUGGUCAUGUGAGUUAUUUUUCGAAAAUACUCAGUAAAACGGUGUUACUAGAUUGUCUGUUAUGUAUUAUUUACGUGAAAACGAAUAUCAAGUACUAUAUGGUAUAUGAUA